Molecule: messenger RNA, 564 nt
Organism: Quercus robur (English oak)
Lineage: Eukaryota; Viridiplantae; Streptophyta; Magnoliopsida; Fagales; Fagaceae
Product: agamous-like MADS-box protein AGL29
Exons: 1
Coding region: 1-564 (187 amino acids)
Biological process (GO): positive regulation of transcription by RNA polymerase II
Molecular function (GO): RNA polymerase II cis-regulatory region sequence-specific DNA binding; DNA-binding transcription factor activity, RNA polymerase II-specific; protein dimerization activity
Source: RefSeq, a predicted model, not a curated record
AUGGGAAGGCGAAAAAUCGAGAUGAAGUUGGUGAAGGACAACAGCUCCAGACAGGUGACCUUUUCCAAGCGCCGUACUGGCCUUUUUAAGAAAGCAAACGAGCUUGCAACUCUGUGUGGCGCAGAAGUUGCCAUAGUUGUUUUCUCUCCAGGAGGUAAACCAUUCUCAUUUGGCCACCCAACUGUUGAUUCAGUGUCAGACAGGUUUCUAAAUCAGGACCAAGAAGUACCAAAUGUUAAGGCUCGUGCUGGUUCUUCAAAGAAUGCAAAGGUUGACAGGCUUAAUCAGCAACUUGUUGAUGUGAUGAAGCGACUACAAGCUGAAAAGAAGAAGGCACAGAGUCUUGAUCAGAAGGCUAAGAAAGCAAAAGCACCACAAAAUUGCCAGACUCAGAUCGAUGAGCUUAGCUUGCAUGAGCUUGAAAAAUUGAAGGGAUCGCUGGAGGAGCUUCGUGAGGAUGUAAAAGCUCGAGUAUGUGAGAUGGAAGCUUCAUUUUCGUUGCUGCUCUUGGCACAGAAACCUAUCCAAGAGGCUGAUAUGUCAGUUACUAAAAAAGCUAACUGA